UCAAUAAACUCUGACCUACAUCAGAAUAUAUAUUUUCACCCAAUACUUAUCCCAUAUUUUCCAAAUGUAGAGCUUAGAGUUUCGUGUCAAUUAAACCAAAAAAUAUGAAGUUAUUAUUACUUUUAACCACACUUUGCGUUUUCUUUUUUCAACACUAUUGCGAAGCUGAUCACCAUAAGCUAGUAAUAAUAGGUGCAGGAUCUUCAGGUAUAGCAGCCGCUACGAGACUUCUGGAAAACGACUUUACCGAUUUUAUAAUUCUGGAAGCCGAAAACAGAACAGGUGGACGAAUAUUUAGUGUUCCUUUUGGCAAUGGAAUUGUGGAUUUGGGAGCGCAAUUUUGUCAAGGAGAGAAGAAUAAUAUUGUGUACGAAACCGUGAAGGACUUGGAUGUGUUAAAACACCACGAUAAUGGUACAUAUGUAAACCUUUACACGAAAUUUAAAAUUGAUAAAAAUGUCACUGAAACAAUAAAUAACUUAUUCGACUCAAUAUACGAAAAUGUUGAAGACGAUGUGAAAGAAUCUUCACUACAAGAAUAUUUUGUUAAACGAUUCACCAAUGCCAUUAACAAAUUAUAUUCGGACAGCCCGAAACUGCUAGAGUUCGCUAAAGAUUGUACCGAUUUUUUUCUUGGUGCUAUUUGUAGUAUAGAAGGUGCUUUCAAUGCUUCCGAUAUUUCACCACAUGAAAGUUAUGAAGAAAUUCCUGGUGAUCAGUACAUGCAUUGGAACGGAAAAGGAUACAAAACAUUCUUAGAUGUACUCAUGAAAAAGUAUCCGAAUCCAAACGAAAGUCUACCAAUUGACGAUAAAAUUUUAUUAAAUAAAGAAGUCGCUAACGUAGACUGGCGAACUGAAAAUUCAAACAGCUCAAAAGUUGCAAUUAAAUGUUCUAAUGGGGAAACAUACUAUGCUGAACAUGUUAUUGUAACUGUUUCCCUUGGUGUUUUGAAAGAAAAUCUCGAAACAAUGUUCAAUCCGCGACUACCAAUUGAAAAGGUCCGAGCUAUAGAAGACAUUGGUUUUGGAGCAAUUUCAGAAAUACACCUUUGGUACGAGCACAGUUGGUGGCCGGAAAAUUUAACUUUAAUGAAUUUCAUUUGGACGGAACAAGAAAGGCGAACAUUGCGAGAUAAUGGUCUCGAAUGGUACUUAAAUGUAUUGAGCCUGGCACCGCAAAUAGGAAAUAGGAAUGAACUAUGCCUUUGGAUCGCUGGAGACGAUGUCCCUAAGAUCGAACAACUACCAGACAGUGAAAUUCUUUCCGGAAUAACGUAUAUUUUCGAUUUGUUUCUACGCAAGGAUUAUAAUAUUACACAACCUUCAAAAAUUUUAAGGUCAAAAUGGCACUCUCAGCCCCAUUUCCGAGGAUCCUAUUCUUACCCUUCGAUUAAAAUGAAUGCUAAUAAUACAUUACGUGAAGAUUUGGGCAACCCCCUAUUAUAUCCUAACACUACCAAACCCAUCGUUUUCUUUGCUGGAGAAGCUACAAAUCCUCACCAUUUUGCAACAGUUCAUGGAGCUACCGAAACAGGAUUCCGAGAAGCGGACAGAAUCCUCAAAUUGUAUAAAACUCAAUAAUUUGUGUUGUUAGAAUUUGCUCAAAUUUAAAUAAAGAAUGAUAAAUACA
This is a messenger RNA of Agrilus planipennis (emerald ash borer), 1632 nucleotides long. RefSeq names its product spermine oxidase-like. NCBI's taxonomy places the organism in Eukaryota, Metazoa, Arthropoda, Insecta, Coleoptera, Buprestidae. Gene Ontology annotation, molecular function: polyamine oxidase activity. Bases 105 to 1583 code for a protein of 492 amino acids. The transcript has 4 exons. The record is from RefSeq and is a predicted model, not a curated record.